Molecule: messenger RNA, 1457 nt
Organism: Chionomys nivalis (European snow vole)
Lineage: Eukaryota; Metazoa; Chordata; Mammalia; Rodentia; Cricetidae
Gene: Fuz
Product: fuzzy planar cell polarity protein
Exons: 11
Coding region: 176-1423 (415 amino acids)
Biological process (GO): non-motile cilium assembly; vesicle-mediated transport
Source: RefSeq, a predicted model, not a curated record
AUGACUUCCGACUAGCGCGGAAGAGACUCUAACCCGGUUGGUGGGCCUGAGUUGAGGAAGGCGGGAGUUUGGUCAUCUCGCUUCGCCCUCUGGCGGCUCCAGCCAGCGGGUCGGUCGGCUUUGAGUAGCGCAGGCUCCCAGACCCUCACCGAAGACCCCCGGGGGUGGCUUCCAGAUGGGGGAUGAGGGACCGGGAAGCACGGUUCACCUGCUGUGCCUCGCGGCCUCCAGCGGGGUCCCCCUGUUCUGCAGGAGCAGCGGCGGCGGCGCCCCCUCCCGUCAACAGCUUCCCUUCUCUGUCAUCGGCUCCCUCAAUGGAGUCCACAUGUUCGGGCAGAAUCUGGACGUGCAGCUGAACUCUGCAAGAACGGAAGGCACAACUGUGGUGUGGAAGAGCUUCCAUGACAGCAUCACCCUCAUCCUUCUGUCAUCUGAGGAGGGCACCUCCGAGCUGAGGCUAGAAAGAACGCUCCACAUGGUGUUUGGGGCCAUGGUUCUCAUUGUGGGACUUGAGGAGCUGACCAACAUCCGGAACGUAGAGAGACUGAAGAAAGAACUGAGGGCCAGCUACUGCCUCAUUGACAGCUUCCUGGGGAACGCGGCGCUCAUUGGGGACCUGACCCAGUGUGUGGACUGUGCCAUUCCUCCCGAGGGCUCCCUCAUGCAGGAAACCCUCUUAGGGUUCGCAGAGGCCACUGGCACGGCCUUUGUCAGUCUGCUGGUAUCAGGCCGAGUGGUGGCAGCGACCGAGAGCUGGUGGCGCCUGGGCAUGCCGGAAGCCGUGCUGCUCCCCUGGCUGGUGGCGUCCCUGCCACCUCAGGCUGCUCGCGACUACCCGGUGUACCUGCCGCACGGGAGCCCCAAGGUCCCCCAUAGGUUGUUGACCUUAACGCUGCUGAGGGGUCUGGAGCUAUGUCUGCUGUGUGGGCCGCGCCCGCCCCUGGGCCAGCUGGAUCCACAGCUGUUGGAACGCUGGUGGCAGCCGCUGCUGGAGCCCCUCCGGGCCUGCCUGCCACUGGGCCCUAGGGCGCUACCUGAAGGGUUCCUGCUGCACAGUGACAUCCUUGGCCUGCUGUUGCUCCACUUGGAACUGAGACGCUGCCUCUUCACUGUGGAACCUUCACCAGAUAAAGAGCCUUCCCCUGAGCAGCGCCGGCGCCUCCUUCGCAACUUCUAUACUCUGGUGGCUACCACACACUUCCCACCAGAACCAGGGCCUGCAGAGAAAGAAGAGGAUGCAGCCCACCCAGCCCAAAGGCCCAGAGCUUGCUACCUUGUGCUAGGGCCAGGCAUGGGGUGGCAGCUGGUGGCUCUGCAGCUAGGGCUGCGGCUGCUACUGUUGAUGCUGUCUCCUCAGAGCCCCACCCAUGGGCUGCGAAACCUUGCCACCCACACUCUACAAGCCCUUAGCCCGUUCCUUUGAUCACGCAGGGGGUGGGCAGCCAAUAGAUGGGGUA